Molecule: messenger RNA, 967 nt
Organism: Quercus lobata
Lineage: Eukaryota; Viridiplantae; Streptophyta; Magnoliopsida; Fagales; Fagaceae
Product: PRKR-interacting protein
Exons: 2
Coding region: 157-654 (165 amino acids)
Biological process (GO): negative regulation of protein kinase activity
Cellular component (GO): nucleolus
Molecular function (GO): protein kinase inhibitor activity; double-stranded RNA binding; protein kinase binding
Source: RefSeq, a predicted model, not a curated record
UAGGAACGCGGUAAUAAAACUGGCGCUAAAUUCACACGCACUUUCAAACCCUUUCCACCAAAACCCAUUAAACCCUAAAACCAAUUUCCUUCUCAAAAUUACCAAAUUCCGAACUACGAAUUGCAAAUUAGGGUUUGGUUUUUGACGACGGCGAACAUGAUGAACAGACCCAAGGACGGCGGCAACCUUCAAGUGGUGGCGGCGGAGAAGCCGAAGCAUGCGGCGGAGUCGAACGCGAUUGUGGAGUACACGCCGCCUGUUUACAAGGAGGAAGAGGAGGACCUCGAAAUCAAGCUCCGGCGGAUCAUUGACAACGUUCCUGUCCGUGUCAGUAACACUUCCGGUAGCUCCGCUGGCUCAGGCUCCGGUGACUUCCACCAGUAUCGCCAGAUGAGACGAAAAGAGCAAGAUCGGCUUUCUAGGAUGGAUGCUGACUACCAGAUAAAGAAAGAAGUGGCUGAAUUCAAUAUGAGAAGGGAGGAAAGACUGAAAGCUGCUGAGGAACGUACCGCAAAGAAGCGUGCAAAACGUCAAAAGAAAAGGCAAAGGAAAAAGGAGAAGAAAAUAAAAGUAAAUUCAGGAGCAGAAGAGCCUCAGAAAGAAGAGUCUUCAGAUGAUGAAGGGGACUCUGAUAUCGGGGAGGCAGAAGAAUGAAUGAGGAGACUCUGAUAUUGGUGAAGAGGUAGUAAAAUGAAUGAUUUAAAGCUUUUACUGAAGUCUGAUUUUCAACUCUUGUUCAAGAUUUUACAUAAGCAUCUUCAAGUAAAAGGGCAAUGGGUUAUGCCACUUCAUGGAUUUCAGUUCCUGUAUUCUACCGUUUGUCAUUUGUGGAAGCUGAAGUCCCCUGUAUGUACCUGCGGAUUAGAUAAAGUGAAAAUAGUUGAUUUAAUUAAACAAUUGCUAUCCGUCUUUGCUGAUGGACUGCUUUCUCUUCUAUUCAAUAGCAGUUGUAGAGGAUAAUUGUGUU